Molecule: messenger RNA, 1141 nt
Organism: Phytophthora nicotianae INRA-310
Lineage: Eukaryota; Oomycota; Peronosporomycetes; Peronosporales; Peronosporaceae
Exons: 1
Coding region: 400-942 (180 amino acids)
Cellular component (GO): cytoplasm
Molecular function (GO): calcium ion binding
Source: RefSeq, a predicted model, not a curated record
CUUUCAAUCACAUCCAUCGCCGCCAGCGAACUGCGUGCCUGACCCAAGCUUGGCUUGGCAAUAAUACCCAGCCCAAACAAACUAAUGCUGAUUCAUCAGGAUGGUCCAGUUCUUCUCGUCAGAUUCGUGAGGUGAGAAUGCCUAUAAAUAGCCAUACCUGCAUGUCGAUUGGCUAAAAGAAAAUCCCUUACCCUUGCGGAACCGAUUAUUCGUUGGGAAGCUUCUCGCCUAUUCUUGCCCUACAGCAGUCUUCGCUGACUGAUUUACUACAAAUCCAGUAUGCAGCGUUAUAGUCCCUCUCGGAACUGGUGGCUCUUGUUCGCGACCGCCUGCCGCUUGGACCCCGAUGCGCAGCAGUAGCUUUUCGGUCUCGAGACAAACAAGCAGCAGUCGAUCAAGAUGUUGGUGUGGCAGGAUGUGUUCACGGAGGACGAGGUGAUGUCGGACUCCAACAAGGUUCUUCCGUGCAAGGACAUGGAGGGCAACGAGGUGCCCGGUAUGUUCCAGGUCGAGUCCAAGACGGUGGCCAAGGGCUCGGACAACGUCGACAUCGGCUGCGGUGACGCCUUCGGCGGCGAGGAGGAGCAGAUUGACGACUCGGUCGAGACGGUGAACAACGUCAUCGACGACUCGAUCGGCUUCGGUUACAUCGAGACGGGCUUCGACACCAAGGGCGAGCUCAAGACGUAUCUCAAGUCGUACUUCCGUAAGACCAUGAAGCACCUCAAGUCGACGGGCGCCAGCGACGAGACGCUAACUCAGUUCAAGAGCGACGCCCAGGAGAUCGUCAAGUUCCUCGUGUCCAUGUUCAAGGAGCUGCAGUUCUACAUGUUCAAGUCGUGCGACUCGGAGGCCGGUCUUGCCUACGCCUACUACCCGGAAGGCGCUCUCGCCCCCACUUUCUGCUACAUCAAGUGGGGCCUCAAGGAGGUCAAGUUCUAAGCGCGUGCGAGCGCUAGAAAGGAAGUCUUACCGCUUCUUUUUCUUCUUGACCCGCGCAUUAAACUCUAAUUAAUGCCCCUUACUUCAUGUUCAAACUAGAUCUAUGUGUUUCUUACUUCAGGUUAUUUAGCGUUCGAUGACGAUGGCAACGACGCUGAGUCCCAGAACGGUAAACAGCACCGCCAAGAUCUUAAGAGUG